CGCCGCCGCCGCCGCCGCCGCGCGAGGAGCCAGGAUGGUCCUGGUCCACGUCGGCUAUCUCGUGCUUCCAGUGUUUGGCUCUGUGCGAAACAGAGGUGCCCCCUUUCAAAGGUCUCAGCAUCCUCACGCUACCUCCUGCCGCCACUUCCACCUGGGCCCCCCGCAGCCGCAGCAGCUCACCCCGGACUUCCCGCUGGCCCACCCCGUGCAGUCGCAGCCGGGCCUCAGCGCCCACAUGGCCCCGGCCCACCAGCACAGCGGCGCGCUGCAUCAGUCGCUGACCCCGCUGCCUACCCUGCAGUUCCAGGACGUCACAGGUCCCUCCUUCCUACCUCAGGCCCUGCACCAGCAAUACCUCCUGCAGCAGCAGCUCCUGGAAGCUCAGCACCGCAGGCUCGUCUCGCAUCCCAGGCGGAGUCAGGAGCGAGUGUCUGUCCACCCCCAUCGCCUCCACCCCAGCUUUGACUUUGGCCACCAACUGCAGACACCUCAGCCCAGGUAUUUGGCUGAAGGCACUGACUGGGAUCUCAGUGUGGAUGCCGGCUUGAGUCCUGCGCAGUUCCAGGUGCGGCCCAUCCCUCAGCACUAUCAGCAUUACCUAGCAACUCCUCGAAUGCACCAUUUCCCCCGAAACUCCUCCUCCACACAGAUGGUCGUCCAUGAAAUCCGAAACUAUCCUUACCCUCAGCUUCAUUUCCUUGCUCUCCAGGGACUAAAUCCCAGCAGACACACCUCUGCUGUGCGGGAGAGCUAUGAGGAGUUGCUGCAGCUUGAGGACAGGCUGGGAAACGUGACUCGGGGAGCUGUGCAGAACACCAUUGAGAGAUUCACCUUCCCCCACAAGUACAAGAAGCGAAGACCCCAGGAUGGCAAGGGCAAGAAGGAUGAAGGGGAGGAGUCAGACACAGAUGAGAAAUGCACAAUUUGUCUGUCUAUGUUGGAAGAUGGAGAAGAUGUGAGACGUCUACCUUGUAUGCAUCUCUUCCAUCAACUGUGUGUGGACCAGUGGCUCGCCAUGAGCAAGAAAUGCCCCAUCUGCCGAGUGGACAUUGAGACACAACUGGGAGCCGACAGCUGAGGGAGGAGCUAGCCAGUGAACACCCCAUUUCCUUCACCAGGUCCCCCUCCCACGGCCCAUAGCCCUUGCAGCCAAACUUUGCCUUCUGAGCCAUUUGACGUAGAGAAGAAGCCUGCAAGCACAUUUUGUGGAAAGAGGAGUUGGUAUCAGUGUCUGAGGGAGAGGCGGGGUGGGGAGGACCCACCCAUCUGGAAUGGUGACUGCCUCAUCCACCUUGCUGUGCAGGAGGGAGGGAGCUGGCCGUGUCCAGAGCAGGGGGCAAGGAGGGGGGCCCAGCUGCUUGAGAACCAGAUGUGAUCUUGAGGGUACUAGCUGGUGACCAGCCCCUCAAUCCUGUCCCUUGAAGGAUUGUGUAUAUACCUCUUGACCACGUAGAAACCAUGUAGGGGUCUCUAGCUAUUUCUGUGGAUGGCAGCCAGAGCAUGUUAGCUUAAGAAAAAUGUCGUGUGUGGUGCUCUAGUCAUCUGUGGUGGACAUGUCGCUAUUACCGAACUUGCACCAAAUAUUUCUCAUUGAGUUUCUUGUUUGGUGCCUGACCAAACCAACCAACGACAGCCCCAAUCUUCCCAUCUUUAUGAGAGAAAAGGAAAAAAAAAAAAAAAAAAAGAAUCAAAGG
This is a messenger RNA of Nannospalax galili (Upper Galilee mountains blind mole rat), 1694 nucleotides long. RefSeq names its product ring finger protein 165 (gene Ark2c). The transcript has 8 exons. Gene Ontology annotation, molecular function: zinc ion binding; ubiquitin protein ligase activity. Bases 35 to 1078 code for a protein of 347 amino acids. NCBI's taxonomy places the organism in Eukaryota, Metazoa, Chordata, Mammalia, Rodentia, Spalacidae. The record is from RefSeq and is a predicted model, not a curated record. Gene Ontology annotation, biological process: motor neuron axon guidance; positive regulation of BMP signaling pathway.